Molecule: messenger RNA, 2052 nt
Organism: Bufo bufo (common toad)
Lineage: Eukaryota; Metazoa; Chordata; Amphibia; Anura; Bufonidae
Gene: ARSG
Product: arylsulfatase G
Exons: 12
Coding region: 402-2021 (539 amino acids)
Molecular function (GO): arylsulfatase activity
Source: RefSeq, a predicted model, not a curated record
GUCCCUCUAUGGGGGGAGACCACCUCUGUGUCGGGGCCCCCGGUCCCCUCGUCCAGCCGGCGUACGGAUGACCCUCCUGCGGCCGCCGAUCAGACAGACAGCGGGGCUCUCAGGGGCCCCAUGGCGGCAGCAGCUCCGGCUCUGAAGCCUCUCGCUGACUUAUACUGUAUAUAUACCGGCUUUAGCCGGUCUGGGCGGGGGCGCGCAUGUGGCGGGGCCGCGCCUUCUGCCAUUAACUGCCUCCCUGCCGGCUCCGCCUGCCCUGCAGGGAGAACGGUGACACCCCGACAGGGUUAACUGCCGAGGGCGACAAACAGCCGGGCGGAGGCGAGGUGUAGAGUGCAAGCUCCUGGGGCCACAGCCCCUGCUUCAGACUCUGCAGCCACGAGGAUGAUGACCUGAUGAUCUCACCGUCCAUUAUCCCGAUCACCAUGACCGUGGUGUCCUCUCUCCUCGCUUGUGUCCUGACUUCAACUUAUGUUGGUUUGGUCUGGUUCCUGGAUUCCAGUUCCUGCCAUCAACAGGCAAACUUCUCAAAGCCCAACUUUAUUAUUUUUCUAGCAGAUGACAUAGGAUGGGGAGACCUGGGGGCAAAUAUGGCCGCAGAGCGGUCACAGACUCCUAACCUGGACAAGCUGGCCUCUGAGGGCUUGAGACUUGUCGAUUUUCAUUCUGCGGCCUCCACUUGUUCUCCGUCUCGAGCUUCGAUACUUACCGGAAGACUUGGAAUCCGUAAUGGGGUCACACACAACUUUGCAACCACUUCAGUGGGGGGCCUUCCUAUCAAUGAGACGACACUGGCGGAGGCUUUAAAAGAAUGCGGCUACAUGACUGGUCUUAUAGGAAAAUGGCACCUGGGUCACUAUGGAAAUUUUCAUCCCAGUCGGCGCGGUUUCGAAUACUACUAUGGCAUUCCAUACAGUAAUGACAUGGGCUGUACCGACGGCCCAGGAUACAACCGCCCUCAAUGUGCACCAUGUCCGCAGGAUCCCAGCACCCCCCACAGUCCAGCUGGAGGAUGCUAUACAAAGCUGGCACUCCCCCUGAUGGAGAACACUGCCAUCCUGGAGCAGCCAGUAAACCUAACCAGCUUAUCAGCACGAUAUGCCCAGCAGGCAGUCACUUUUAUCAAGAAUGCCAGGUAUCGGGGGGAGCCAUUCUUCCUCUAUGUGGCUCUGGCACACAUGCAUGUGCCCCUAUCACCCGCCCAUGAAAGCCCUGAACAUGGACCCUAUGAGGACAACCUGCAGGAGAUGGACCGGAUGGUAGGCGAUAUCACAGCCUGCACUGAUAGUAACACCCUCAUCUGGUUCACAGGUGACAAUGGACCUUGGGCUCAGAAGUGCCAUCUUGCAGGAAGCGUGGGACCUUUUUUGGGAAAAUGGCAGACAACGCAAGGUGGCAGCUCAGCAAAGCAAACAACAUGGGAAGGUGGCCACCGGAUGCCCACGGUGGUAUAUUGGCCUGGCCAGAUUCCACCAAACAGCACAAGCUCUGCAUUAUUGAGUACUCUGGACAUUUUCCCCACUUUGGUGGCAUUGGCACAUGGCACGCUACCUGCCAAUCGGAGGUUUGAUGGAAAAGACGUGUCUGAGAUCCUGCGUGGAGGCCCACAGGAUGCACAGAGGAUCAUGUAUCACCCCAACAGCGGAGCCGGCGGAAGAUUAGGGGACAUAGAGGCCAUGAGAUGGGGGCACUACAAGGCCUUCUACACCACAGGUGGCGCUUUGGCUUGUGAUGGAAGCAUCGGACGCCCUCAGUUCCAUGACCCCCCUCUGCUGUUCAACCUUAAUUAUGACCCCCAGGAGGGGGCACCGUUACCCCCGGGAAGCAAGGAGUACGAGUGGCUGCUUCCUCUCCUUUCCCAGGCAAUGGUGGAUCUUCAUGACGAUGUCCGCACCGACAAUGUUUCUACAGCUGACUACUCCCAGCAUCCAUCAGCCGCCCCCUGCUGUAACCCGGAGCUCGCUGCUUGCCGCUGUGCGGAGCCAGGUGGGGGGGGCAUUGUCCGUCUUCAUUAACCGUUUUGUACUCAGCAGACAUUUAGUAUUU